Molecule: messenger RNA, 1131 nt
Organism: Drosophila serrata
Lineage: Eukaryota; Metazoa; Arthropoda; Insecta; Diptera; Drosophilidae
Gene: JMJD7
Product: Jumonji domain containing 7
Source: RefSeq, a predicted model, not a curated record
AUCACUGGUCACCCAACUGGAUUGCUUGGAAUGCAGCGGGAAUACUCUAAAGCAUUGGACAUACUUCUCCAGGAGGCCGAGGAGCUGUGCAUUGGCAGCGAUGUUGCUGAACUGGACCAUGUGCCCACAGCCGUGGAGUUUUGCCGCGACUACUAUGCCAAGAACCAGCCGGUGGUCAUCCGGCAGGCGCUCUCGUGGCCGGCAAUCGGCAAGUGGACGCCGGAGUACCUGAUCCAGGCUCUGCACGACAGGAUCGUGGACGUGGCCGUAACACCCAAUGGCUAUGCCGAUGGCCUGGCCACCCAGAAGGGUCAGGAGUACUUUGUACUGCCGCUAGAGACGAAAAUGAAGCUGUCGGAAGUGGUCCGCCGCAUGGAUGAUCCCACUGGCGCCGUUCACUACAUCCAGAAGCAGAACUCCAACCUCAGCGUGGACCUGCCUGAAUUGGCUGCCGAUCUACGGGUCAGUGACCUGGACUUUGCUCAGCAAUCGUUCAACAAGCCCCCGGAUGCCAUCAACUUUUGGCUGGGGGAUGAACGGGCCAUUACCUCAAUGCAUAAGGAUCCCUACGAGAACGUGUACUGCGUGAUCUCCGGCUACAAGGACUUUAUCCUCAUCCCGCCGCACCAGCUGAGCUGUGUGCCGCGCCGCAUUUAUCCCACGGGCGUGUACAGGACAUCGGAGAGCGGGCAGUUCCACAUCGAACCUAUUAGGGACGAGGAGGGCGGCGUACAGCUCACCGAAUGGGUCAGCAUCGAUCCGCUGGCUCCUGACUUUGCCAAAUAUCCGGAGUACGCGAGAGCCAAACCGCUAAAGGUGCGCGUCCACGCUGGAGACAUCCUGUACCUGCCCAACUACUGGUUCCAUCACGUGAGCCAGAGCCACAAGUGCAUCGCUGUGAACUUCUGGUAUGAUCUGGACUACGACAGUCGCUAUUGCUACUACCGCAUGCUGGAGCAGAUGACAUCCCGAGGGACCAACUAGGCGCAUCCAAGGAUACGUUACCUCAGGGAUCUAAAAGCAAAUCCAUAUCGUUCGUCUUCGGUGUGUAAAUAUAUAUUUAUAAUUGUUACAUAAUUUAAAGUUAAUAAUAUAAACUAAAAUCCAAUGGAAACAUAGGACAAAAGACAA